This is a messenger RNA of Hydractinia symbiolongicarpus, 806 nucleotides long. RefSeq lists its product as uncharacterized. Bases 300 to 806 code for a protein of 168 amino acids. Lineage: Eukaryota; Metazoa; Cnidaria; Hydrozoa; Anthoathecata; Hydractiniidae. Gene Ontology annotation, molecular function: sequence-specific DNA binding. The record is from RefSeq and is a predicted model, not a curated record. The transcript has 2 exons.
GGGAAGUCCGGUCAUUUUUCAAAAUUUGUGUGUUGAAUAAACACCAUCGUGUUAUUAAUUUCUGCAAAAUCUUUUUUAAAAAUUCGUAUUACAAAUGAUAUAAAUGUCUAUCAAAGUUUAGGAUUGUUACUGUUUUUUUUCAAACGACGCCAUCUUUUUGUUGUUAUCAUCGAGGUCUGGGCUCUAAUGUUUAUCGUGACGUAUUUUAUGACAACAGCUUUCUGCACGCCGGAAUACUUCAGUUGUCGAUUACACCACUUCAAACAAGUCAUAAAUGUACCAUUGAUUUUACUGUUAUCAUGGUUACUUGUGGUGCUUUAAAUUGUGGUAACUCUUCCACCAAAAAAUCGGUAGCUGAUGUAAAAGGGUGGCAUAACGUUCCCACCGAAAAAGAAAAUAAACAACGUCGUAAGAAAUGGCUAGCAGCUAUGAAGCGAGAUCCACCAUAUCCAGCAGACACGAAUUUCGUUCUUUGUGGUAUGCAUUUCACGUCCGAAUGUUUUCAACGCGAUCUCAAGGCGGAGCUCUGUGGCUCUGUGAGAAAGUUUAUAUUAUUACCAAACGCUAUUCCAUCGGUAUUUUCAUUCUCGAAACGCUUAUUUUACAAUUCCGGGGGACAUUUGUUAUAUUUUAAAAACAUAUAUUGUAAAAAUUUCAUUCAUCAUCUUUACAAUUAUACAUGUUCUUAUACAUUUUAUGUGUCCAAAUCCAUUCCUGAUUCUGUGUAUGGCACGUAUACCCCAUCGGGCUGCGGGUAUUCAUUACGGAUUACCCACACAACACAUGAUGGUAUAGGCUUUCGAUAA